AUGGCCCCAGCCCUCCCAGUGCUGCUACUGCUCUGGCUGUUUGUCCCCACUGUGGUCCCAGAGGUAUUUGGCCCUGGAGAUGGCACAGAUGACCUCAAGGCUCUGCAGGUCUCCAUCCCACGCCACCCAGCCCUCGACGCUGUGCUGGCAGGCGACAUCACCAUUCCCUGCCUCAUCACCUACCUUGGCCCCAAGCCCACCGCUGGCACGGGUGGGCGCCGGGCCGUCCUGGGAACCCCCCGGGUCAAGUGGACCUUCAUCUCUGAGGGCAGGGAGGUGGAGAUCUUGGUAGCUCGGGGGGACAGGGUGAAGGUGAGCGAGGACUAUCGGCUGCGUGCCUCCCUGCCCAUCUUUCACCAGCGCUACACCAACGCCUCCCUCCUGCUCACCGAGCUGCGCCCCAACGACUCGGGGAUCUACCGCUGUGACGUGCAGCACGGCAUCGAGGACGGCCAUGAUAUCCUCCAUGUCAAAGUCAAAGGGGUGGUGUUUCACUACCGGGAGGGCUCCAUGCGCUACGCCUACACCUUUGCCGAGGCGCAGAAAGCUUGUGCCCGGAUCGGCGCCAGCAUCGCCACCCCCGAGCAGCUCUACGCUGCCUACCUGGGGGGCUAUGAGCAGUGUGACGCCGGCUGGAUCGCCGACCAGACCGUCAGGUACCCCAUCCAGACACCCCGCGAGGCCUGUUACGGAGACAUGAAUGGCUUCCCUGGGGUGAGGAACUAUGGAGUGGUGGACCCGGAGGACAUGUACGAUGUGUACUGCUACACUGAGGACCUCCCAGGGGAGAUCUUUUUGGAGACGGCUCCAGACAGGUUCACUCUGGAGGAGGCGGCGCAGCGCUGCCGGGCGCUGGGCGCGGAGCUGGCGAGCCCGGGGCAGCUCUACGCAGCCUGGAACGCAGGGCUGGAUGCCUGCAGCCCCGGCUGGCUGGACGACGGCAGCGUCCGCUACCCCAUCGUCACCCCCCGGGAGCGCUGCGGUGGGGCUCUGCCGGGUGUCAAAACCAUCUUCCUCUUCCGCAACCAGACGGGAUUCCCCGAUGCCCAGAGUAGAUACGAUGCGUACUGCUUCCGAGAAGGGACAAACUCUUUCCCUGAGGCUGCAGGAAAAUACCAAGCCCAAGAGCCUGAGGAGAAUCUCCUCCAGGAGAUUGUCACAGUGGCAGAAAAGCUGGAGGAGCUGCAGCUGCCCAGAGCGCAAGUGGAGAUUGAGUCGCGAGGGGCUAUUUACGCCGUCCCUUUCUUUGAGGACACUGAUCUGGGAAAGCCAAGCCAGUCCCCUGAAGAUGCACUGGGGCCAGGGGCCCGGCACCCCCCACUAGCUACCUCUGUGUCCUCAGAGGAGGAACAGGGAGCAGCGCCGGGCAGGGGCUCUGGCAGCACAUCGGCGGAGAGCCCGGGCGGAGGGCGAGACCCCAGCCAGCCCCUGGAGCCAGAGGGACCCACCGGUGCCCCAGCAGAGAGCCGAGAACCUGGCGGGACGCCCCGCCGCGGGCACAAAUCCGGCGGGGCCAGCACCCCCCUUUCUGCCGCUGAAGACGCGGAGCUCUCCGGAGAUGUGGUCGAAAGCCCUGGGGCGUCCCCGCUGCCUCCGUCGCCCUCGCAGACGCAGGAGGAGGGAGAGGAGCAGUCGGGAGCCGUGUGGCUCCCCUCGCCUGUGGUCCCGGGGGACGGGAGCACUGUCCCCGCAGUGACACCGUGGCACGCAGAGCUGCCCGGCAGCAGCAGCGCACCGGCCCUGGGAGGAGAGGAGGCUGCACCGCGACCGCCGGGCGCUGACCGCGGGAUGCCUGCUGCAGCGUCCGAGGAAGAAGAGGAGGAGGAGGAGGAGGAAGAGCAACCUGCUCCCUCCAUUACAACCGUGGAGGGUUUCCUUGCAGCCGUUCCUGGAGAAGCAGGUGGCUGCGUCCCCAACCCCUGCUUGAACGGAGGGACCUGCGUGGAGGAUGGCGCCCACCUCACCUGCUUGUGUCUGCCUGGCUACGGAGGCAGCAGCUGUGAAAGACCACUGCGGAGGUGCAGCCCUGGCUGGGACAGCUUCCAGGGAGCCUGCUACAAGCACUUCUCCACUCGGAGGAGUUGGGAGGAUGCAGAGACUCAGUGCAGACACUAUGGGGGGCACCUGGCCACCAUCCUGACCCCCGAAGAGCAGGACUUCAUCAAUGACCAGUACAGGGAAUACCAGUGGAUUGGCUUGAACGACCGGACCAUCGAGGGGGAUUUCCAGUGGUCUGACGGGAGCCCCUUGCUCUACGAGAACUGGCACCCCGGACAGCCCGACAGCUACUUCCUCUCCGGGGAGAACUGCGUGGUCAUCGUGUGGCACGAUGGGGGCCAGUGGAGCGACGUGCCCUGCAACUACCACCUCUCCUACACCUGCAAAAUGGGGCUGGUGCAGUGCGGGCCCCCCCCCGCUCUCAGCAACGCCCGCGCCUUUGGCAAGGCAAAGCAGCGCUACGAGAUCGGCUCCAUCGCGCGGUACCAGUGCCGGCACGGCUUCGCCCCGCGCCGCUCGCCCAUCGUCCGCUGCCGGGAGGAUGGCACGUGGGAGCUGCCCCAGCUGGCCUGUCGCCCUGGCCUGGCUCAGUCCCCCAGUCACUGA
Messenger RNA from Cinclus cinclus, 2604 nucleotides. It is a transcript of the gene BCAN, whose product is annotated as brevican. Bases 1 to 2604 code for a protein of 867 amino acids. NCBI's taxonomy places the organism in Eukaryota, Metazoa, Chordata, Aves, Passeriformes, Cinclidae. Gene Ontology annotation, molecular function: hyaluronic acid binding. The transcript is spliced from 14 exons. The record is from RefSeq and is a predicted model, not a curated record. Gene Ontology annotation, biological process: cell adhesion.